CCUAAUACGGAGUCCUAUUCCAACUACGAAACCCGAAUACUCCGUAUAAGUCCAACAAUCCUUUUUCCUUACUCGCGCAUAAACAAAGCUGUCUUCUUUCUCGAUCAAUUCGCCGACGGACCGAACCAGAGAGGGGGACCGAAGCACGUCGCCGGAGGCUUUGCCGGAGUACGAGUGCUCGUUUCAAUCACCGUCCAUAUUCAUCAUCUUCUCAAUUGACGCGUGACCAGGGUCAAAUCGGAGGGACGACAUCGACGCCAGCGAUCCAAGAUUUAUUUUCUCAAAUAAUCGAGUGUUUACAAAUUGGUGAUUCUGAUUAUGGCAAUCAAAAACCAUGCACGACAUCUUCUCCCUGAAGCAAAUGUCUAAUCAGAUGAAAGCAAAAGGUUUGCAGAAGUUGAAGUAUUAUUGUGAGUCGUGCAAGAAGCAAUGCCGAGAUGCGAACGGAUUCAAGUGUCAUACUAUGAGCGAAGGCCACUUGCGUCAAAUGGAAAUUUUUGGCCAAAAUCCUGAAAAAUUUGUUCAAGGUUACUCUUUGGAAUUUGAGACUGGCUUCUUUGAGGUUUUGAAACGAUGCCACGGGCCGAGGACUCGUGUUGCAGCAAUGGUGGUUUACAACGAGUACAUUACAAAUAGGCACCAUGUUCAUAUGAACUCUAGUUGCUGGAAUACUUUGACUGAGUUUGUGAUGUAUUUGGGUAAAUCUGGCAAGUGCAAGGUGGAAGAUACCGAAAAAGGAUGGUUCAUUACUUACAAUGCCUCUGCAGAUUCUCAAGAGUUGCUUCAAAAGAAGUCUAGGGGUAAGAGGUUUAAGAAUAAGUUGGUGGAAGAAAAAAAUAAAGAAAAGCAAAUUGAGAAACAGAUUAAGAGAGCUUCUUCUUCUUCUUCUUCUUCUUCUGCUAUUGCGAAAGACAUGGGGAUUGAGAAGAACAACAACACAAGGAUUGCAUUUGCAGUCGCUGCCAGUAGCAGUAGUGGUGUUGUUAAGCGCCACAGAGAAGAAAAUCAUUCCAAGUUCAGUGUGUUUGAGGAGGAAGAAGAUGCAGCAAAAGUGAAAAGAAAGAGAGUUCGUGCGACGAGCGCUUGUGUGUUGGAGGAGUUAAUGAUGGAGGAAGAAGCAAUGAAGGAUAGAGGGAACAACAGAAAACCACAUUGGCUGUGUGAAGGGCUUAUUGUCAAGGUUACAAACAGAGCAUUAAGUGAGAAAGGGCACUAUAACAAGAAGGGCAUCAUCAGAAAGGUUUUGGGCAAGUACUAUGGAGAAAUCAUGAUGCUUGAUGAUCAUCAACCCCUUCUUCGGCUUCAUCAAGAUGAUCUUGAGACUGUGAUUCCUUGCAUUGGUGGUGUGGUGAGGAUUGUAAAUGGGUCAUAUCGCGGAUUCAAUGCAAGGUUGCUCGCUGUCGAUACUGGUAACUUUUGCGCCAAGGUACAGUUAUUGGACACGUGUUGCGCCUACCAAGGGCGAGUGCUUCCUGAGAUGGCUUAUGAUGAUAUCUGCAAGUUAAAUUGCUGACCUGUACAAGCUUAGCUCUUCCAAAAUACUCAGUAUUUUUAUAUUUCUUCUAUAUAUUGGAAAGUUAGAUUGGAUUAUGAAAAAUAUUUUAAUUUUUUCUUCUUCUUCAUUAGGCACCAUGUUCAUAUGAAUUCCACUUGCUGGAAUACUUUGACUGAGUUUGUGAUGUAUUUGGGUAAAUCUGGCAAGUGUAAGGUGGAAGAUACCGAAAAAGGAUGGUUCAUUACUUACAAUGCCGCUGCAGAUUCUCAAGAGUUGCUUCAAAAGAAGUCUAGGGGUAAGAGGUUGAGGAAUAAGUUGGUGGAAGAAAAAAAUCAAGAAAAGCAAAUUGAGAAACAAAUUAAGAGAAUUUUU
Cuscuta campestris is the source of this 1867-nucleotide messenger RNA. Lineage: Eukaryota; Viridiplantae; Streptophyta; Magnoliopsida; Solanales; Convolvulaceae. The record is from the annotation of a GenBank genome assembly.